AGGCGCCGACAGCGCCAAGCGUAUUUGGCGGGACCGCGAUUAGACGGCGUCGUCUGUGCUUCUCGCAAGUCUGUCGUGUAGCGAACCGCAAAGACUCUUGUCAGAUAAUGGCUGGCGGAAAGGCGGGCAAGGACUCUGGUAAAGCGAAGGCAAAGGCGGUCUCUCGUUCAGCUAGGGCCGGCUUGCAGUUUCCAGUCGGUAGGAUUCAUAGGCAUUUGAAAAACAGAACCACAAGUCACGGUCGAGUCGGUGCCACCGCGGCGGUGUACAGCGCGGCUAUCUUGGAAUACCUCACUGCUGAGGUACUGGAAUUAGCAGGAAAUGCAUCUAAAGAUCUAAAGGUUAAACGUAUUACACCGAGACAUCUGCAACUUGCUAUUCGUGGUGACGAAGAAUUAGAUAGUCUCAUUAAAGCAACUAUUGCAGGAGGAGGUGUUAUUCCACAUAUCCACAAAUCACUGAUCGGAAAGAAGGGUUCUCAAAAGCCAGCAUAAUUUAGUGAUUUGUUCAAGAACGUUUGAAAUCUAUAGAGAAAGCAGAUGCAAAGCGGCAGAGUGAUUGUUGACAAA
Molecule: messenger RNA, 569 nt
Organism: Megachile rotundata (alfalfa leafcutting bee)
Lineage: Eukaryota; Metazoa; Arthropoda; Insecta; Hymenoptera; Megachilidae
Gene: His2Av
Product: Histone H2A variant
Cellular component (GO): nucleosome
Molecular function (GO): DNA binding; protein heterodimerization activity; structural constituent of chromatin
Source: RefSeq, a predicted model, not a curated record